Molecule: messenger RNA, 771 nt
Organism: Recurvomyces mirabilis
Lineage: Eukaryota; Fungi; Ascomycota; Dothideomycetes; Mycosphaerellales; Teratosphaeriaceae
Exons: 2
Coding region: 1-771 (256 amino acids)
Source: RefSeq, a predicted model, not a curated record
AUGGCGCAGGCCUAUGAGACCCAAGGGCUGCGCGACGAGACCGAGAGCACACCUCUGCUUGGAGGCAACCGUACGCAGUCCACUUCAACACCAUUUGCUAAGCCAGCGGCGGCACCUGGAACCACACUCCCAAAGUCGUCAAUCCCCCUCAUGCCCAAAGACUCCAAUCAUAGAGAGCGUCUGCAGCACUGCUGUUCACAAAAGCCGAACCUCGUCCGCGCAGUCACCACGGCAGCUGUAUUGCGUGCCUCAGCACCCUGCAGCGGUACCGCCACUCCCAUACUUUCCCGGCCACUGCUCAAUCGUGCCUCCUCCGCCACAUCCAUUCCCCAAGACACCUAUAAAACAGGAGAGCCACCAACUACAGCUCGUCCAGGCCGACCGUCCCUCAUUCGCGGCGCAACAGAUAUCCUCGGCCUAAACGCCAAUACCUCCCUCACCUAUCGCAGCGCCCCAACUCAGCCAAGUCACUGGACCGACCACGCCCACCGCAAGCCGUUACUACAGGCCUGGGAACUCAUCCACAAUGCCGCUGCCACCCGUCAAUCGAAGUACGUCACGUCAAUCACAGCUCAGCUUGUAACGACUGAGAAGCAGAUGUUACAGGAGUUCGCUGAGCUCAACGAGGGCGAUGUGUUGCUGACUAGAGAGUGGAUCGAAUUCGUCCGCAAGUGCUGGCUCGCGGGCGAAUUGGGGGCCUUGGUGAGAUUGUUGAAGGCGGAGGAAGCUAUGCAAAUGGAUGUCACCAUAUGGAACCGACGAAAGCUGUAA